AUGAGUUUGUUUUCAGAUGGCUCCGCCACUGGACCAGAAUUUCAAAUUACCAGUCUCGAAUUCUCCGUCCUCAACCCCCUUGCUUUAUUGCACAAUUUCAGACACUCAAUAUUUCCUUCGGAAGCCAGUGUUAAUGUGUUUCAAUCUACUAGCUGGUCACUUCCGCCGCCUUUGUAUUCGCCUCAUAGAAAUGCCUUGAACCCCCUGUUCUUGAUUCUUAUUGGGAGCAGCUUGUCCUUGAUAUUUUCAGUAUUCAUUGGUGUCCAAAUUGUACAACUUUUACGAUCAAAAACAUUUGCAUCCAGAAAAUCAACGGGAACUUCGUGGUCCCAGGUUGUUCGAGUCUUUUUAGUGUUAACUCAAUUCGUCCUGUUGCUUGCGCUUUACACCCUAGUGGAGAAUAGUUUUAUUUUCAACAACAUUGUGGCAACGUCACUCGCCACUGUAUUACAUUUACUUGAGUAUAGAAAAUCGUCUGUGCCAGUGGCAUCACUACUUUUCUAUUGGCUUGCAAAUUCAUUAUUCCUUUUUGUUGUCGUGGUCCAGGACUCUGUAUCGAAACAUCAUGUGCUUCUGGUCGAUUCUGUCAGCUAUGCUUUUGAAGUUGCAGUACUUGCAACUAGUGGAUUGCUUCUUAUUCUCGAAUCUGGAUUCUAUACUCCAGGCUUUCAAUUAGAGGACAACGAUAAUAGAGCCUCCAUUUUUUCACUGCUUUCAUUCAGCUUCAUACAACCGGUCAUCGACAAGGUCUACCUGACGGAUGACAUCAAGCUUUCAGAACUUCCCAAAGUAGCCGAUAAUCUAGCUUGCGAUGAAGUAUAUCCGGUUUUAAAACAUUACUGGAGUUACGAGAAAACCGUCAAGUUCCAUUUUCUCAGCAAAGUUUGGUCGGUGAUUAGAAGACAAAAGUAUGAGAACUCACCAGUAUUGUUUGCAGCAGUAUUCAAAACAUACUAUGGAUAUUUAUUAACCAAUCUCUUGUUGUCCUUUAUCGAGACGGUUUUGCAGUUUUCUCAGCCAUUUGUCUUGAUGAAAUUUCUUGCAUUUUUUGACAUCUAUCUUUCCAGUGCUGAGGAUAACAAGCCGCCAAUUAUCAUUGGGUAUUACUGGGCUGGUGUUAUGUUCCUUAUAGUAGUGGGCAACUUCAUCGUUUAUAACCAGAUGACUAUUUUGCAGAAUAAAUUGGCUGUUAGUAUUAGAUCCUCAUUGACAACUUUGGUGUACCAAAAGGCAUUAAACUUUUCCCCAGCAUCGAGACAGAAGAAGCCAACCGGUGAUAUUAUCAACAACAUUUCAGUAGAUAUUGGUCAAAUAAAUGGAUUGUUUUUGCAAUUAGGCGACUAUUCUGCGGCUCCAAUCAAGUUAGUGGUGUGUCUUGUUGCAUUAUACAAAUUCUUCAAUGCAGCAUCUUUCUUUGGACUUGGGGCCGCAUUGUUAUCGGUACCACUAGUUACAUUAAUCAAUGCGACUGUGAUCACUAGCUACAAACGGAUGAUGAAGGACAAAGAUGAUAGGACAACAUUGAUUACCGAGAUUGUUAAUCUGGCUAAGAGCAUCAAAUUGUAUUCAUGGGAAAAGCCAAUGUUGGAAAGAUUGAGCGAUAUCAGAAAUAACAGGGAGCUACAAAAUCUUAAACUGAUUGGUGUCAUUAUUGCUCUUGCACAGUUUUUAUGGACAUGUGUGCCAUUUUUUAUCAGUUGUGCUUGUUUUGCCGCAUUUGCUUGGUUGUACAGUAUUCCAUUGACUCCUGAGGUGGUAUUUCCGGCAUUGAGUUUGUUUGAUUUGUUGAUGGAACCAAUGAUGACUAUACCGAGUGUAGUAGUGCGCGUAGUGGAAACGAAAGUAUCGCUAGGUAGAUUGACGGAGUUAUUGGUAUUGGAAGAAUUAAGUCCCAAUCAGAAUGGGAAAAUCAAGCGGGAGCUUUUACCGAAAGGUGACUUCUCGGUGAAAAUAGACAACGCCAACUUUGUAUGGAACGCCAAUGAACCAGAUCAAUCGUAUAAAGACGAAGAAGAUGAAGUUGUGGGCCAGAGCUUGAAGAAUGUUGCCUUGAAAGAUAUUAAUUUUGUGGGCAAGAGGGGAAAAUUGACUUGCGUGGUUGGAAAAGUUGGAAGCGGUAAGUCUACCUUGCUAAGCGCGAUUCUUGGUGACAUUCCUAUUCAAGGAGCCAACUAUCAAGAUGAAGAGAGUGCUUCACAGCCAAAGAUCGAGGUAUUUGGCUCUAUCGCUUAUUGUCCACAAUCACCCUGGAUUUUGAACGGUACGGUCAAAGAGAACAUCUUGUUUGGUCAUAAAUACGAUUCCGAAUUUUACAGAAAGACGAUCAUUGCUUGCGAGUUGGUUUCUGAUUUCAAAACGUUACCAGAUGGCGAUAAAACAAAUGUGGGAGAAAAAGGGAUAUCAUUAAGUGGUGGCCAAAAGGCGCGUAUUUCCUUGGCAAGAGCUGUUUAUGCAAGAGCUGACAUAUAUCUUCUUGAUGACGUGUUAUCUGCUGUUGAUGCUCAUGUGGGAAAAAACUUGAUUAAGCAAGUUCUUGCUAGCGAUGGAAUAAUUGGAAAUCGUACCAAAAUUUUAGCCACAAAUUCCGUUCCUGUUUUGCAUGAAGCCAAUGACAUUUAUCUUUUGGCAGGUGGUGCUAUGAUUGAACAUGGGAAUUAUGACAAUGUGAUGAGUAGAAAGGGGGACUUGGCAAAUUUGAUUAACGAAUUUGGUAGACAAAAUUCCGAUAAGCUGAGAGAGGCGACACCUGACAAUGAAAUACCAGGAAAAGACUUGGUAGAGCUCGAGGAGGCAGAGGUGGAUCAUACUCUUCGCGAAACAAUUGAUGUAGAACUUACGUAUGGUUCAUUGCGCCGAGCAAGUGUCGUCUCCUUUGAUCACGAAUAUUCGGAUGAUGAUGAGGAUGAUUAUCAGGAGAAUUCGGAUGGCUCGAAUAAUCGUAAGACCGAGAUACAAGAGGAGGAGAAAGAAAAGGGAGCUGUUCCACUUAAAACUUUUUUCCGAUACAUCAAGGAAAGCAAUGUUGGCUACUUUUCGAUAUUUUUGAUAUCUAGCAUCGGAGUUAGUCUCCUCAAUGUGGCAGAGACGUAUAUUUUGAAAGAAUGGUCAAACAUAAACAAAGAUCACAAUUCAACUGUAAGACCAGGAUUCUUCUUGGGAUUAUACUUUGGAGUUGGUGCUUUGGGUGGGGCUUUGACCUAUUUGGGCUUAUUCAUCUUUUGGUCCUUUUGUAUUAUUCGCGCUGCGGGGUACUUCCACGACACUAUGGCUAAAUCAAUUUUGCGCUCGCCAAUGUCCUUUUAUGACACUACUCCCGUGGGUAGAAUAUUAAACAGAUUCACCCAGGAUAUCUCCAACUUGGAUAUGACAUUGCCUUUUACAUUGAUAAGCUUUCUCCAGUUGAUGGUUAAAGCCGUUAUUACGUUGGCCGUUGUUGUUGCCUCGUUGCCCAGUAUGCUUGUGGUAAUUUUAGUUUUAGGAGUGAUAUACAACUACUACCGAGCAAGAUUCAUCCCUACCUCAAGGGAGUUGAAACGAUUGCAAUCUGUUGUGAACUCGCCAGUUUUGUCAGUAAUCCAGGAAUCACUAAAUGGUGUUGAAACAAUAACUGCAUUCCACCAAAAAGACAGAUUUAUCCACAAGUGUAAAAGAUUCAUUGAUGAACGGACUUUGGUUAAUAUCGUGAAUGUUGAUAUCAUGCGGUGGUUAUCAAUGAGAUUACAGUCUAUUUCUGCUGUGACAUUACUAGCAGCUUCUGUGUUGUCCGUGCAUUCGUUAACUGGAAGCCAUCCUUUAGUACCAGCCAUGGUUGGUUUUGUCUUGACUUAUGUCAUCACUGUGCCAUCCAUCUUGACAGCCAUAAUCAACUCAUGGAGUAUGGUUCAAUCUAGUGGUGUUGCAUUGGAAAGGAUCAUCGAGUACUGUGACUUGCCGUCGGAGGCUCCUUUGAUCAUCGGGGACAAGAGACCGGAUGCUACAUGGCCAGCUCAUGGUGUCGUUAAAUUCAACAAUUACAGUACUAGAUAUAGAGAAAACUUGAAUCCGGUAUUGAAAGACAUUGGAUUUACCAUUGAGUCCAGACAAAAAGUGGGUAUUGUUGGAAGAACAGGUGCUGGAAAAUCAUCGUUGACUUUGGCCUUGUUCAGAAUCAUUGAAGCUACUGGUGGUAAUAUUGACAUUGAUGGAAUCAACAUCAGUGAGAUUGGCUUGUAUGAUCUUAGACACCACUUGACCAUUAUUCCACAAGAGGCACAUACCUUCAGAGCAUCAGUCAGAGAGAAUUUGGAUCCCUUUGGCGAAUACAAUGACGAAAAAUUGUGGAGGGCAUUAGAGUUGGCCCAUUUAAAGGAGCAUGUUGAAAAGAUGGAAUCGGAGCCAACCGAAGCGGAGAAGGAAGCAAGCAAGAAUCCUGACGAGCUACCCAAGAAACGCGGGUUGGAUGCUGAUAUUGAAGAGGGUGGUUCCAACUUGUCAGCAGGACAGAAACAGUUGUUAUGCUUGGCCAGGGCUUUGUUGAAUGAGACUAGUAAGAUCUUGGUGUUGGACGAAGCCACUGCUGCGGUCGACUUCCAAACAGAUAAGAUCAUUCAAGAAACAAUCAGAGAACAGUUCAAAGACAAGACCAUCUUAACUAUUGCCCAUAGAAUCGACACCAUCAUGGAUAGCGAUAAGAUUCUAGUAUUGGACCAAGGUAAAGUUGCUGAGUUUGACACACCACAGAAUUUGCUCGAGAAUAAAAACAGUAUAUUCUACUCUCUUUCAAAAGAAGGAGGUUACAUAGAUUAG
This is a messenger RNA of Lodderomyces margitis, 4785 nucleotides long. It is a transcript of the gene MLT1, whose product is annotated as Mlt1p. Gene Ontology annotation, cellular component: membrane. Gene Ontology annotation, biological process: transmembrane transport. Lineage: Eukaryota; Fungi; Ascomycota; Pichiomycetes; Serinales; Debaryomycetaceae. Gene Ontology annotation, molecular function: ATP binding; ABC-type transporter activity; bilirubin transmembrane transporter activity. The record is from RefSeq and is a predicted model, not a curated record. Bases 1 to 4785 code for a protein of 1594 amino acids. The transcript has a single exon.